Messenger RNA from Lethenteron reissneri (Far Eastern brook lamprey), 5677 nucleotides. RefSeq names its product cubilin-like. Lineage: Eukaryota; Metazoa; Chordata; Hyperoartia; Petromyzontiformes; Petromyzontidae. Gene Ontology annotation, molecular function: serine-type endopeptidase activity. Gene Ontology annotation, biological process: proteolysis. Gene Ontology annotation, cellular component: membrane. The record is from RefSeq and is a predicted model, not a curated record.
AUGAGAGACAUGCUCGGCCCCACCCAUUUUUGUUCCGUAUAAAUUAGCACUCACAAGCUGCAUUAACCACUUGAGCAAGGACACAGGGCAGCAUCAUGAAACUUCUCAGUGGCGUUCUGUUGCUCUACCUCUUCACUGCUGGUGGAGAAUGCAUUUGGUUGGAGCCAGGAUCGGAGUUCUACAGCGCCGACUCCUGCAGAUACUCCUUCCGUGGAAGUGGGAGUAGGAUUUACCUGUCCCAAAACUGCCUGCAUACAUUUGUUGUGGAAGACGAUGAGGUGGUCAGCCUUUACAUGAGUAACUCCUAUUCCUACUGCGAGGGAAAUGACACCAUGGUGGUUGUGUAUGAUGGAGCGAACGACCAGGCACCAAUCCUGGGCACCUACUCCUGCAGAUCUACCACAAACUUCAUUUCAACAAACUCCUCCCUGUCACUAUACUACAAGCAUCUUUCCAGCUCAUACUCUUAUAUCUCCGUGUCAUUCUUUGCGUCCCCCGCUUCUUCUGGGUGUGGUGGGAGGCUCAGCGCUAAUCAGAUUGUGACAUCUCCAAACUAUCCAAACAACUACAGCAACAAUGCCAGCUGCACCUGGGAAGCAUAUGCCCCACCUGGAUACAAAAUUCAGCUCUACAUUAAUGAUUUUCAGGUUCUUGAUCAGCCAGGAAACACUCGCAGCUCCAGCAGAAGGUGCAAAUACGAUGGCCUUACUGUUAUGGAUGAAUCUGAGGGCGACAGCUCACUGCUAGUGCGCCUCUGUGGGUAUCUGCCCCGCCAGUCUUUUCAAUCCACUGGCAAUCUAAGCUUGCAGUUCUCCUCUGAUGGCAUCGGGACCGGCAGGGGAUUUUACAUUUCAUUGUCGUACUUCGCGGACUCACCCAAUGCUAUCUGCGGAGGAAUCCUGGAAAGCUCACAUGGAAACCUCAGCUACAGUGGCUAUAAUGCGCAGAGUUGCAUUUGGAUAAUUAAAGUUCCAGAAGGGAGUACUGUCCAAAUCAACGUUUCUAUGUCCAGCCAAAGUUACAGCAACCUGGUGGUCUACGAUGGGGAGUCUGAACUGCAAUCAAUUAUUGCACAAAAAUAUUACUGGGGGCAGCAGACAUCUUCUUUUAUCGCAUCAACUGGAAACAGCAUGCUUAUCUCCUUCUAUGGAAUCUAUAUCUCAGCUGACUACAAUGCUGUAGUUAAAGACGAUUCAUUUGACUGUGAUUUCAAUGGAAACUUUUGUGGAUGGACACCCUCAUCUGGAGAUGUAAUUAAUUGGGACUUGUACAACACCAACUACUACAAUCCUUCUUCGGAUGGAGGACCUUUUGCUGCCAUCAGAACUUCAUAUCUCCCAGAUGAUGUCCCUGAAAUGAGCAGUUACCUAUUAGGACCUCAAAUUAUUCCAUCAAACAGCACUCGCUGCCUUCACUUUAAAUACAUGGCUGGCAACAGUUUAAACCUGAGACUCUUGGAUGUGUCUGCCAUUGGCAGUGCUGUGGGAGACUCAGAAAACCCCAUCCCUGUGCUCUGGGAGCCCACGAUGUUUGAUAUACUUGACCAUUAUGGACAACAAUGGCAAGACGUGGCUAUUAGUAUUACAGCCAAUGUCACACAGGUAGCAUUUCAAGCACACAGCUACAACCGUGGUGCUCUCAUUGGGAUUGACAAAGUCCACAUUUCGGAAAACGCCUGUCUAAGUUCGCCAGCGGAAUUGUGCGUGUUUGCUCUCGAGGGUGCGAAUGGUACCAUUAAGUAUGAAUUGGCUCCUCAGAACAGUGACGCUUCCUGCUUUUGGGAAAUAACUGCACCUCUCGGGAAGAUCAUAAAAUUGAAACUGAACACGGAAGGAAACAACAAUGCUUACUGUUUUUCCAUUUAUGAAAUUAAAUAUAAUAUAGUUAAACAGAUCACUACCAAUUACAGAGCUAAUGAACAGUAUACAUACUAUUCAUCCCAUAAUACACUGACUGUCAAAGUUCCAAACCGCUGCGUUGGGAAUCUGAUCAUUGGAAACUUUACUGCAAUAAGUCCAAAUGACGUUCCUGGCUGCGGAGGAGUCUUGAAGGGUCCUUCGUAUGACUAUGUUUACUCUCCAAACUACCCAAAUGACUACAGCUACAACUCACACUGCGAAUGGAGCUUUGAUUUACACGGUGAUUCGAAAAUUGCGAUGUCCGGCUACUUAUAUGGAAUGCAGAAUUCCAUAAACUGUACCGCAGACAGUUUGGAGAUUAGUGAUGUUAUAAAUGGAAGCCGCACAUCCAUAUCUAAAUUUUGCCAAAGCUGGUCACCUGAAACAAUUGUGUCUCGUGAGAGUAAGAUUGUGUUCACAUCUGAUUGGCAGAACGAAGGCAUGUAUGGAUAUUUUUAUUUCUUAUAUAGAGUUUUUGCACCAUGUAGUGGCAACUUGACAGGAUGGCAAGGGUCAAUCGUAUCCCCCAAUGCCACGGACUAUGACUUCCGCUGCAGUUGGAACAUCAACACCCCAGCCGGCACAAUCAUCAAACUCUCCUUUGAAGAACUGAACAUGUACUAUUACAGCACGUUCGACAUCUAUGAUGGAGAAUCUUUAGACGCCCCAUACCUGGGUCGCUUUAGUGGCUCCAUUGUUCCGCCUCCCAUCCUAUCUACUGGGAAUUCCCUGUACAUCCGCUUUUACAACCCUAGUUACACACAGCCACCAUUUAAAAUCACCUAUGAAGCUAUGGAAGUCUACACAUCAGUGCUGGAGAACAACGCAGAGAGAAUUUCUUCAUUCGAUGUCACCUCACAAAGGCAGAACAUACUCUUGUUCUUGUGGGAGCUGCGUGUACCGGAAGGGUUCAACGUCAAAAUCGACUUUUCUGACUUGCAACUCGAGGAUGAUCCUCUCUGCUGGAAUGAGAGCCUCACUGUCUAUGAUGGAGAAAGAUCUCUGAACACCAGCCUGGGCAUCUUUUGCGGCUCGAGCAUUCCACUAUCCGUGCGAUCAAACUCCGACAGCCUCCACCUGCUACUUCGUCUUCGUACAAACGAACCCUGGAAAAGAUUUACCUUCACUUAUUUCAGUGUUCCAAAGAUUGUUCCCACAGUCAAAAAAGAGUGUGGCCGAGUUCCUACAGGAGGGAAGAGUCGCGUUGUGGGUGGAAGUCUUGCCAAUGUGGGGAAGUGGCCGUGGCAGGCAAGCCUCCAAUUCUACAAUAGUCACAUGUGCGGAGCGAGUCUCAUCUCCAAGGACUGGCUCGUAUCUGCUGCGCACUGUUUUGAGGGAAGAAACGACGUCAAUGCAUGGCAAGUGCGUCUGGGUACCACAUACAUCUACGACAGCUGGAGCUCUGUGAAUUUGGCGGUAGCUGAGAUCAUCACUCAUGAGAGGUUCAACUACACAGCCAUAGACUAUGACAUUGCACUGGUGCGGUUGAGCCGGUCUGUGGAUUUCACGAGCCAAAUAUCCCCGAUCUGUCUGCCGCCGGACACCAGCCACUUCCCACUGCCUGGGAAGACCUGCUACAUCUCUGGAUGGGGACGAACCUCCGAGGCUGAUUAUGGAGUGUAUUAUAGUUUGCUUGAUGCUCCAAUGGACGUGUUCAGCCACAGUGGCUGCUCAUCAGACAAGAUGAAUGGGAAGUCAAUCACAACGAGGAUGAUCUGCAUUGGACAUCCGGCUGGAGGCAUAAGUGCAUGCCAAGGAGAUUCAGGGGGCCCACUCACCUGCCAGGGCACGGAUGGGACCUGGUACUUGAGCGGCGUCACCAGCUGGGGCAAUGGGUGUGCACGGCCCAUGAAACCUGCCGUCUACACCAAGACGAGCAAGCUCCUGAAGUGGAUCAAGCAGUACACAGGCCUGUGAGGCUCAGUUUUCAGUGUUGUAUUUUAACAAGUCUCCAAUACAGUCAGAAAUAAAUAACAGUUAUGUGUACAUUAAUUUGAAAUUACUAUCUGAUAAUACCAUUGGGUAACAAAACAUUGUCCACAUUUAUGGCAUUGUACACAAUAUUUGAAUAAUUACACUAAUUUUUGAACCACCACAUUGAGUGAUGAUGAAACCCUUCCACGUAUCGGCUCUCCUGUACUCAUUGUUAAGACUGCAGAUAGGUGAACCUAUCACAGUGCAUUGCAAUGGAAUAUAAUAUGAAUUUGUAAAGCAUCUGUGAUUGCAUUGAAUAUGCUGUGAAAGACGUAUGCAGAACAAAUAAUGAGGAAGAGGUGUUUGUUAGGUUGUCUCGUAACAAAAUGUUUAUGCAAUGACUGAUUUUAAGAACAAUUAUUAACAAUUAUUUACAAGCCACUUAAAUGAAUGUACAACGGAUAAUGGCAAAAUAAAUGUCCUACUUUUCUAUUUGGCCUAUAUGGAAUACAUUUGAAACAACAUUGCUGUACAGGAGAGAUGCUAGGUGAAUACAUUUUCUGUGUUGGUGUAAAUAAGGUUGGAGUAACAUUCCUAUGAAAUAAUAUCUAAAAAUGGGCAUUAGUUCAAUAAACUGAACUAAGUGGAUCGAAAACUACAGAAUAAAUGACGAAGCAUCAAUACGUGGUUUUAGACAUUUUAUAUGGUGGUGAUAUGGUUGGUAAUGAUGACGUCCACAAUUCUUGAUCUAUUGAGAUUGAUAUAAUACACACGUUAGAUAUAAGGAUGAGGAGCUGAAUGUAUACCCAGAUGGUUAAUUAAUCAGAUUAUUUCAUUUUAUGGAGGGAGAGGGGGUAUUGUUUUAAUCUUUAUAAUUAGUAGCAACUGGUAUGUUUGUCAAUAUAUAUGCUUCGUAUGUAUGUUUUAAUUAUUUUUCACUGUACAUAGCCAACCAUGCUAAUCGGCAAUGCUUUGUAAGCUUACUAUAAAUACACAAAAUAAGUCAAAAAUAAAUCAAUAAAAGCUUUAAAAACGUUAAACUGUUUAAAAAAAUGAAAUAGCUACGUUGAUAUCGUAUAAAAAUAGAAUAUACAUAUUAGAAGCGAAGUGAGAUAAGGAUAAAAAUCCACAAACAUAAAUCCGCAAACAUAAACAGAGGCAGACGAGAGUCGAUUGGAGUACUUUUGGGAAAACUUAUUUAAUAUUGAGCAGUACCAUAAGUGCCUUAGAGAAGAUACAUUAUUCAUGAGCAGAUAUUAUUUGUACAUCAUAAACAUUGACAUUGAUGAAGAGAUUUGAAAAAAGCUGAAAAUGUGCAACGAAGCAUGGAGAGGUGCAUGCUUAAAAUUAAACUGAAAGUAAAAGGAACAUUGAUUUGAAAACAAAUGAACGUCGAAUUGACUCUUAACAAAAAUAAGUGGGCUUGGACAGGGAACGUCGCUAGAAGGGAUGACGGCUGGUGGUUGAGACAUGACAGACUCCGAUUAGCACUGUUGACUAUGUACGGUCCGAAAUAAGUUCAACAUACGUACAUACAUACAGACUGGCAGCCAUAUGAAGUGAUAUGACCUCCAGAAAAUCCACUGCACAAAAUGUAGCAAUAAAAUCGGCUCGUGUGUGCAAGUUCUGGGCCUAAUUCUUCAUUGCAGGACAAUGAUGGAUGGCUUGGAGAGGCCUUCAUCCAGCAGUGGCUAGAUAAUUGAUAACCGUGACUUAUUCAUAUUCUUUGGUUCUUUCGUUAAAGUCACCGUGACCUUUUAAUUCCGUUUUAAAAAUGUAUUUUUUUACAAUUCCUGGUGAGAUAAUCAGUGUCAUGUAAUGGGUUGAUAUGAAUUUCAAUAAACGAAUUCUACAAUUAUCAAAAA